Sporothrix brasiliensis 5110 is the source of this 1764-nucleotide messenger RNA. Its product is annotated as tripeptidyl-peptidase I. Lineage: Eukaryota; Fungi; Ascomycota; Sordariomycetes; Ophiostomatales; Ophiostomataceae. Gene Ontology annotation, biological process: proteolysis. Gene Ontology annotation, molecular function: tripeptidyl-peptidase activity; serine-type endopeptidase activity. The record is from RefSeq and is a predicted model, not a curated record. The transcript has 2 exons. Bases 1 to 1764 code for a protein of 587 amino acids.
AUGUUGGCGCCAUUCCUUUUCCUUGCCUCUGUGGCCAGUGCAAAGGUGUUCCACAGCCUGCCCAACGUUCCGCAAGGCUGGAGCCUCGUCCGCAAUGCGAGUCCGUCAGAUGCCAUCUCGCUCAAGAUCGCGCUGCGCCAGCGCAGUGCCGACGACCUCGAGAGAGUUGUUCUCGAGGUGUCUACGCCUGGCCACCCAAACUAUGGCAUGCACUUGACACGCGAUGAGGUCAGGUCUUACACAGCCCCUUCAGACGCCGCUGUCGACAAUGUUUCGAUUUGGCUCCGUGACAACGGCAUCGAGCCUUCUGUCAACAACGACUGGGUGUCGUUCACGACGACAGUCGACCGUGCCGACGCACUGCUCGACACCCGCUUUGACUGGUAUCAAUAUGAAGACAGUAACACACCUGUCCUCCGUACCCUGGCAUACAGUGUCCCAGAUGCCCUGACCAACCAUCUCGACAUGGUCCAGCCGACGACCCGCUUUGGCAAAUUUAGCACACACAAAUCGACCGUCUUCAGUAUGCAGUAUCUUGAAGACAAUGAGGACAGCAGCGCCAAGUCCGCUCUGGCUGUCGCGGCCCAGCAGAACGAUGUCGCGUCGUGCGGCAAUGGUGUCACUCCCCAAUGCCUCAAGACCCUGUACAACAUCAACUAUACUGUUACCGAUCCAGCCCAGAACCUCAUCGGCUUUGCAUCCUACCUCAACGAGUACGCCCGCUACAGUGACCUGGCACUGUUCACAAAGUACUACGUUCCCGCCGCCAAAGGCCAAAACUUCUCUGUGGCUCUCAUCAACGACGGCAAGAACGACCAAAGCUCUGCAUUUGAUAGUGGCGAGGCCAACCUUGACGUCCAGAACAUCAUUGGUAUCAGCCAUCCCAUUCCCAUUAUCGAAUACAGCACCGGCGGCUUAGGCCCCCUUGUCCCUACACCUGACGAGCCGACACAGCCUGGGAGCAACGAGCCCUACCUGGAGUUCCUGACGUACAUGCUGGCACUGAACGAUUCAUCGCUCCCACAGACCCUCUCGACAUCGUAUGGCGAAGAGGAGCAGUCAGUCCCCCCCGAGUACGCCUACAAGGUUUGCAACUUGUUCAUGCAGCUUGGAGCUCGCGGUGUCAGUGUUCUCUUCAGCUCCGGCGAUUCAGGCCCUGGCGAUGCCUGCGUGCGCGUAUCAGACAACAAGCCCUAUUUUCAGCCGAGCUUCCCGGCUGGUUGUCCCUAUGUCACCGCCGUUGGAGCCACCCACCAAACUGGCCCCGAGCUGGCCGUGUCGUUCAGCUCCGGUGGCUUCAGUUCUCUCCACCCCCGCCCACCUUACCAGGAUACUGCUGUCUCGACGUACCUCCAGUCCAUUGGCGACACAUACGCCCCAUUUUUCAAUGCUUCCAACCGCGGUUUCCCAGAUGUUGCGGCACAGGGCAACAACUUUUUGAUUUUCGACAAGGGCCGUUCCGCACAGCUUGCGGGCACCAGCGCAUCGGCACCUGUUGUUGCUGGCGUGGUGGCUCUUCUGAACGCAGCUCGUCGCAGCAAGGGCCUCUCGCCGCUGGGCUUCCUCAACCCAUGGUUGUACAACAACACGGCAGCUUGGAAUGACAUCACCGGCGGAGCUGGCAUCGGCUGUACCAACACGACAUACUUUGACAGCCCUGCUUCGUGGAAUGCGACAAAGGGCUGGGACCCGGUCACCGGCCUCGGUACUCCCAAUUUCCCGGCACUGCUUCAAGUUGCCGCACCUGGCGUGCCAAAUCAAUAG